Messenger RNA from Sus scrofa (pig), 1516 nucleotides. It is a transcript of the gene CCDC34, whose product is annotated as coiled-coil domain containing 34. The record is from RefSeq and is a predicted model, not a curated record. NCBI's taxonomy places the organism in Eukaryota, Metazoa, Chordata, Mammalia, Artiodactyla, Suidae.
GGGACAGCGCCGGCCCGGAUUGGCCGCGCCGGCACGCGCAGGGCCUGAUGGGAGAGCACGUCUAGACCUCCGCUCCGCCGGUUUGAACUUGGCGGGCCGGAUGAGGGCCGCCGGGCGGUGGAGGGCUACCUCGCCCCUUCCGGACACCCGGCUUUUGGCCGCCUGCAGGUCCAGGUCUCGGCUCUCCUCCGGCUCCUUCUCCGCCCUCAUGGAGGGCGCCCGGGGACAGGGGCUGGAGGCGGUGGAGGUGUGUUCGCUGUCGCCGCCGCUGAGCUGCAGCAAUUCCACCUUGUCGCUGUUGUCUCCCCUCGGCUACCAGAGCUUCUCGUUGGACGACGACGAUGGUGACGGGGAGGAGGAGGAGGAAGAUGUGGACGAAGAUGCUCAUGACUCAGAGGACCAGGUGGAGAGCCUGAGAGGAAUGGAGUUACAGGGGUGCGCCAGUGUGGUUGGAUCUGAAGAUACCCAAGAAGAACAGAAACAGGUGUGCUUACCAGAGAGCAGCCUGACACCAUGGGAAGUGUGGUUUGUUGGCAAAGAAAAAGUAGAACGUGACCGUCUGCAGCAGAAAGCUCGAGAGGAAUUAAAUCAACAGCUAGAAAAAAAGAAAGAAGUGGAAGAACGUGAAAAGAGAAAGAUAAUUGCUGAAGAAAAGCACAAGGAAUGGGUUCAGAAAAAGAAUGAACAGAAAAGAAAAGAAAGGGAACAAAAAAUUAAUAAGGAAAUGGAGGAAAAAGCAGCAAAGGAACUGGAGAAAGAACAUUUGCAAGAAAAAGCAAAAGAAAAAUAUCAAGAAUGGUUAAAGAAAAAAAAUGCUGAAGAAUGUGAGAAGAAGAAGAAAGAAAAGGAAAAAGAAAAACAGCGGCAAGCUGAAUUACAGGAAAAAAAGGAAAUAGCAGAAAAAAAGUUUAAGGAAUGGUUGGAAAAUGCAAAAAAUAAACCUCGUCCAGCUGCAAAGAGCUAUGGUUAUGCCAAUGGAAAACUUACAGGUUUUUACAGUGGAAAUUCUUAUCCAGAACCAGCUUUUUAUAACCCAAUUCCAUGGAAGCCAAUCCCUGUGCCUCCUUCCAAAGAAGCAAAGGAUCUAUCAGGAAAGAAGACUAAAAGGCCUGUGAUAAGCCAGCCACACAGGUCAUCCUCUCUGGUAAUGCAUAAAGCCAGAAGUAAUCUUUGCCUUGGAACUCUGUGCAGAAUACAAAGAUAGUGGGUGUGGGAAAUUACAUGCUUUGGUUUGGAGCUAUUUCAUUUUAAAAUCAGAAAUUGUUUUUUACUCCUUAGUCAGUAGCUAAACAUUUGACGUGAUUAUUGACAAGUUCAAAUUUUUGCAUUUGUAUAUGGAGUCCUUAAAGUUAAUUAAUUAAUUUUAUAAAUUUUCAUUUUUAUAAAUGCUUGUAGGUUGAUCUUGGCAUAUUUAUUGUUUUCCAGGAUAAGUGACUGAAUAAUCUAACAAUUGUGUUUGUACUUAGCUUUUAUUAAAACUACCAUCUAAUAAUACCAAUAAAACCAGUAAUUUUCA